AUGUUUGUCUUGGCCUCUGUCCUGCUUUUAAUGGCCGCUCUAGAUGAGAAUACCGAUUUAAUGUCCUAUUACAUUUGGUUGAGUAUCGUGUGUCUGUGUAUAAAAUUAGUGCUUGCAAUCCUUAUACCACUGCUAUUGAUAGUCGAGGGGCGAUAUCCACAAGCUAUCGCACUUAUAUGGAUGGUCAUCGUAAUGAUCGUUGGUCUAGAACACAUACUAAUUGCAAAAAUGAUAGUUAAUGCUUUACCUUCUCCCUGUGAGAAGAAGACUACACUGAGCACUUUUAAGCUGGUCAUGUGGUGA
Molecule: messenger RNA, 303 nt
Organism: Spodoptera exigua (beet armyworm)
Lineage: Eukaryota; Metazoa; Arthropoda; Insecta; Lepidoptera; Noctuidae
Source: the annotation of a GenBank genome assembly